Molecule: messenger RNA, 312 nt
Organism: Protopolystoma xenopodis
Lineage: Eukaryota; Metazoa; Platyhelminthes; Monogenea; Polystomatidea; Polystomatidae
Source: the annotation of a GenBank genome assembly
AUGUGGCUAACGUGCUUAGUCGUAAAACUACGUAUUCAAGGAACUCCUCUAUUCCCCGGAGAAGAUGAGGGCGAUCAACUGGCCUGCAUCAUCGAACUUCUUGGUAUGCCGCCACAGCGUCUUCUUGACCAAUGCAAGCGAACACGUCAAUUUUUCUCGUCAACUCACGGUUACCCACGUUAUUGUACCACUACAGACUCCGAGGGUCGAGCUGUACUCCGUCCCGGCAAGAGUAAACGUGGCAAACUGCGAGGCCUUCCGGGAAGUCGAAGUCUGCAACAGGCCCUAAACGGCUGUGAAGAUGUCGCUUUU